GUUCUCCUUUUGUCUUUCAUCGUUUUUCUUUCGGUUUUGAUUUCAGGAUGUUGGUGUUGAAAUGGCGUCAAGAUCGGCAGGUCGAAGAAGUCCACCAUAUGAUCGCCCUGACAUGAGAGAUCUGAGGAUUGUUCUGCUGGGAAAGAAUGUAUCAGAAAACAGCAGAGUUGGAAACACUAUACUGGGAACAGCAGCGUUUGACAGUGAAGUUUAUUCAUCUUAUUUACAGCAGCACAGUAUGAGAAUCAGUGCAUUGGUGGAGGAGAGACACAUCGCAGUCAUCAACACUCAGCUGCUCCAGCCACAUGUCUCCUACCAUCAGAUCACACAGAGAGUGAGAGAGUGUGUGUCUCUGUCUGCUCCAGGACCUCAUGUGUUCAUACUCGUACUGCAGUAUAAUGACUUCAGUGAGGAGGACAGAAACAGAGUGAAAACUGUGCUGAAACUCUUCAGUGAGAAGGCCAUUAAACACACUAUAGUGGUGACUACUGAUGAAGAGACACGCACAUUCAAAUGGACUUCAAUGAUAAUAAAUAACUUGUUUACUAAUUUAAUAAAGGAAUGUGGAGGAGGACAUCUUAAGUUUGAUAAAAAUAAUGCCGGAUGGCGCUCUGAGAUGAUCAGCAGGAUAGAGGACAUACUCAAGGAAGAACAAGAAGAAUUCCUCAUCUGUAUCAAGUUUGGGGAUGGAGGUGGUGGAGUAUCAGUGGAUGAAGAUCCGAACAGAUCUGGAGGUUUAGUCCGAGGAGACGACAAAGAGAAGGAUGGAAAACUCAAUGAGAGGACAAGAACAGGAAGUGAUGGAGGAGUGACUACUUCUGGAAAAACAAAGCUGAACAUUGUGCUGUGUGGAUAUAAUACAACACUCAAGUCCUCAGUGUCUAAAAUCAUUAGAGGGAAAAUAAAUAGACUUUUCCAUCAGAGAGAGAUGAGAAAAGUGUGUGUGAAGAAAGAGGAGAAGAUUCAUGGACAGUUGAUCACUGUAAUAGAGCUUCCAGCUCUCACUCGGCUCUCAGAGGAGGAAGUGAAGCGGGAGACUCUCAACUGUGUGUCUCUCUGUGAUCCUGGAGUUCAUCUUUUCAUCCUCGUUAUUCCCGUCACUCCACUUACUAAUGAAGACAAAGCAGAAAUGGAGAAGAUUACAAGAAUAUUUUACUCAAAAGAGCACUUCAUGGUGCUUUUCACUUCUGAACUCACUAUUGAUAAAAGUGUGUCAGAUUUUGUAUCAUCCGCAGAAUCUCAGAGGUUUGUGAGUCUCUAUGGGAGUUGGAACAGUGUGAUGGGGUUAAAGGACCAGAGAAACUCUGUACAGAUCCCAGACCUGCUGGACUGUGUAGAGAGAAUGAAGACUGAACCCUAUUCACUUCAGAUGUAUAUGAGAGCUCCAGAGAAGAGAAUCAGACAUGAACUAGAGGAGAAACUGAGUGAGAGAGAGAAUGAAAUCAAAGAGUUAGAGGAGAAGAUCAAGACACCGGUUCCAGAGGGUGUGAAGCUGAAUCUGGUUGUGUGUGGGAGUGACAGAACAUUAAAAUCCUUCAUAUCAGACCUGAUCCUGAACCAGAGAGACAGAAGAUCAGAGCUCAGCUCAGAGUGUGUGAGGAGAGACGUGAAGGUGUGUGAACAUCUGAUCUCUCUGGUGGAGCUUCCAGCUCUGAUCAAGACUCAGCUCUCAGAGGAGGAAGUGAUGCGUCAGACUCUCCGCUGUGUGUCUCUCUGUGAUCCUGGAGUUCAUCUUUUCCUCCUCAUUAUUUCUGAUGCUCCACUGACUGAUGAGGACAAAGCAGAAAUGGAGAAGAUCCAGAGAAUGUUUAGUUCAAGAAUCAAGAACUACACCAUGGUCCUCAUAUACCAGAAUCCAGAGCAUCAGACAGCAGAACUGAAUGAAGAAACACAGUCUGUCAUUGAGAGUUUUGGAGGACGGCAUCAUUUCAUUGGCCCAAACACACAAGUGUCCAUGUUGAUGGAGAGACUGAUGCAGAUGGUUGAGGCAAAUAGUGGAGUUUGUUUCUCCACAGAGACAUUGUUGGAGGCACAGAUGGAAAAACUGCUGAAAUUUGAAGAAAUGAAGAAGAGAAUCCAAUCAUUAGAGACGUGGUUUCAGUCACAAGAUUCAAGGGACAGUGCAGAUGAUCUGAGGAUUGUGCUGCUGGGAAAAACUGGAGUUGGGAAGAGUUCAACUGGAAACACAAUCUUAGGAAGAGGAGCAUUUAUAUCGGGCACAUCUCAUGAAUCAGUUACUAAAGAGUGUCGUAGAGAAAGAGCUGAAAUCAACGGCCGACAUGUUACUGUGAUCGACACUCCAGGACUGUUUGAUACUGAACUUACUAAUGAGAAGGUCCAGAGAGAAAUCACCAACUGCAUCUCCAUGAUUCUGCCUGGACCACAUGUGUUCAUCAUUGUGCUUAGUUUAGGACAACGAUUCACUCAAGAAGAAGAAACAACAGUGAAGAUCAUCCAAGAAAUGUUUGGUGAAAACUCUUCAGUGUUCACCAUGGUGCUCUUCACCAGAGGAGACGAUUUGAAGGACAUAACUAUUGAACAGUGGCUGGGAAAACCUGGAUCUCCUUUAAUGAACCUGAUUGAAGCAUGUGGAAACAGAUACCAUGUGUUCAAUAAUAAUCAGACUGGAGACCAAACACAGGUGUCUGAUCUACUGAAGAAGAUAGAUGACAUGGUGAAAGAAAAUGGAGAUAGUUACUACUCAUGUAAGAUGUUCAGAGAGAUGGAAAGAGAAAUACAAGAACAACAAAAAAAGAUUCUGAUGGUGAAAGUGGAGCAACUGAACAGAGAUAAAGAAGAACUGGUGAACAAACAUGAAGAAGAGAAAAAGAGGAUGAUGGAGGAACAAAGGCAAAAUCAUGAUAAAGAGAGAAAGAGAAGAGAAAAAGAAUUUAGAGAGAGAGAAGAACAAUAUAAAAGGGACAUUAAAGAAAGAGAGAAACAAGAGAGAAAGAUGCGAGAAGAGAUGAAGAGAGAACGAGAGGAAUGGGAGAAACAGAAACAACAGGAAAAACAAAGAAGAGAUGAAGAGGAUGAGAGAAGGAGAAAGAAAGAACAGGCAAUGAGGGAUGAAUAUAAUCAGAGACUUAAACAAGAGGAAGAAAGAAUGAAGAUGAUGUUUGAGGAAGAAAGACAGAAUAAUGACAAAGACAGAAAGAGAAGAGAAAAAGAAUUUAGAGAGAGAGAAGAACGAUAUAAAACAGAGUUGAAAAGUGAACGAGAGGAAUGGGAGAGACAGAAACAACAGGAACGACUAAUAAGAGAUGAAGAGAAUGAGAGAAGGAGAAAAAUAGAAAAGGAAACAUGGGAUGAAUAUUAUGAGAAACUUAAACGAGAGGUAGAAAGAAGACACAGAAUGAAAGAGCUUCUUCAGUCCAAACAUGAAGAAGAGAGGGAGAGAAUGAAGAUGAAGAUGGAGGAAGAAAGACUGAAGCGUGAAAAAGAGAGAAGGAGAAGAGAAGAAAGAUAUAUAGAAGAACGAUAUAAAAGAGACAUCAAAGACAUAGAAGAUCAAGAGAGAAAGAUGCGAGAGGAGAUGAAGAGAGAACGAGAGGAAUGGAACAAACAGAAACAACAGGAAAGAUGAAGAGAAGAACAAACACUUAAUACAGGCAUAAACAGUCAAGAUGAAGAUUCACCGUCGGAUUCAGGAUAUUUGCGAAUCUUGCUGUUUGGGAGAACAGGAAAUGGAAAGAGUGCGACAGGAAACACUAUCCUUGGAAUAAAUGAGUUUAACAGUGAAGACAGGUCACAGUUGGUGACCACUACUUGUCAG
Messenger RNA from Ctenopharyngodon idella (grass carp), 3775 nucleotides. RefSeq names its product GTPase IMAP family member 8-like. The transcript has 7 exons. Gene Ontology annotation, molecular function: GTP binding. The record is from RefSeq and is a predicted model, not a curated record. NCBI's taxonomy places the organism in Eukaryota, Metazoa, Chordata, Actinopteri, Cypriniformes, Xenocyprididae. Bases 62 to 3586 code for a protein of 1174 amino acids.